CGGCGGCGGUGUUCGGUGUCAGGGACGCAAAUUAACACAGAAAACUCGGCUCUUCGUGGACAUCGCCAUGUAACGAGUCCCCGUGUGCACAAGGUCUUGAAGCAACGAGUGACAUGUCUUUGCUGAACGUUUCUGCUGAUUGGUAGCGAUCCAGCAUGUAGCAGAGGUGAACAAGUCCCUUCACGCCUGGGAACAGUCCGACAACAUAAUGGGGAAUUCAUAUGCUGGGCAGCUGAAAUCUGCUCGAUUUGAGGAGGCUCUCCAUAACUCGAUUGAGGCGUCGCUGCGCUCGAGCAGCGGAGAUCCGCAGCCCAUCUUCACGCAGCUGUACCUGGAGCCGGAGCCGUAUCCUGGGAACAUGGAAGACGUGAAGCCGAAGCCCAACAUGGCGCUCCACGGCGGGGAGCACCAAGGACACGAGCUACUGAAUGACCACUCGUCCAACGAUCCGGAGGAGCUGGAGGACGAAGACGACUCAGACAGCAGCAGCCCUCCGCUUCCCUACCUGCAAACGCCUGCACCAGAUGGCUGCUGCACACUGGAUGGGUUCUGUCAGGCCGGAAAGGACCUCCGCCUGGUCUCCAUAGCAACAGAGUCCAUCGAAGUCCCAGCAGGCUUCAAGCUGGUCGGUGCCAAGUCUCCCAGUGUCCCCGAGCACAUCCUGGUGUGUGCCGUGGACCGCCGCUUUCUGCCUGAUGAGAAUGGGAAAAAUGCACUUUUAGGUUUUUCAGGAAACUGUGUCGGCUGUGGUGAGAAGGGCUUCAGAUACUUCACUGAGUUUUCAAAUCACAUCAACCUGAAGUUGUCCACCCAGCCCAAGAAGCAGAAGCACUUAAAAUACUACCUGGUGAAGAAUUCUCAGGGUGCUCUGUGCAAAGGACCCCUCAUCUGCUGGAAAGACAGUAAAACCCGUCAGUUCACGAGCAGCGCGUCCGCCUCCAAACCCAACUCGUCCUCCUCCCUGAGCAGUAAAGAGAACGGAGGCACCAGCGGACACAGCUCCUCUCCAUUUUCCCUCUCAGAUUCUCCACCCACCACAGCGGCGCAGGCAUCCGCCGUCUUCUUUGGAGGUCAGGACCUGGGCAGAGACUGCAGUUUCCUCAAACCUCUCGUCUCCACACCUGUGAACAAGACGCUGCCAAUAGUCCCCACAGCUCUUCGGGUGAACGGACCAGCUAAUGGUCUGGGUGUUGAUGGGCGUCCUCCCCUGCUGAGCCCCUCCCAGGUGUCCUUAGGGCCUCAGAGUCAGGCCUAUCGCACUGCUGAUUUAGGAGACAGUCCAGUAUCGUCCGCUAUGAACACCGGCCCCCCAAAGAAGCGACAUCGGAGCUGGCACCCCAGCACCUUGGUACCGGUCCCACCAACAGCCGUCCCCGUACCAGCCAUCCGUCCAGUAGUCUGUUCUCCAGGUUCUGUAUCAGCGGUGUCGUCUCCUCAGCCGCCGGUAGCAGGCGUCAUUCAGCCCCAACCCAUCACUGCAGGAGAGACGGUCAUCGUCCCAGACAACCUGCUCAGCUCCUCAGGAGUUCGCCCUGUCAUCCUCAUUGGGCAUGGCACUUUACCGUAUUUCUAUGGGAACGUGGGCGACAUAGUGGUGAGCCCCCUGCUGGUCAGCUGCUACAAGAGCAGCCAGCUGACGGACAAAACUCUGGAGACGUUGGGCCUCAGCAGCAGCCAGCUACUCAGCGUGGAGACCAUGAUCCUGCUCACGUUACAGUACCUUGCACGUUUAGGUUCAGAGCAGAUUCCUCUGAGGGAGGAGCUGGAGCAGAUAGUCUUGAAGGCCAUGCUGUGUUGUCCGGGGGGUCCUGCCAUCUCCCCGUCUCAGCUGCCCUGGCUGGCCCGGCUAGAAGCCAGCGUCUCUGGGGGGAGCGUCCAUGUGGUGGUGACCCACAACUCUCUGGGUGAGGGGAUUUCUGAGUCGCUGCGUUCUCUCAGCGAGGGUCCUUCCCUUCAGCAGUGCCUGCCAACCUACGUGGUCAUUAUAUGUGCCUCUAAAAUGAGCGGCAACGAGUUCUGUGUGCUUGUCUUGGGAAAGUACCAAGCCAGGGCCUUAGCUGAAGGCAUGCUGACAACCAAUGAGUUCCUGAAGGAAAUCAGCUACGAACUCAUCACGGGGAAAGUGAGCAUCUUGGCGUCUCACUUCAAAACCACCUCUCUGGGGGACAAUCUUGACAAGCAGCUGGUGCGAUACCAACGCAGACGGAAAGGGCAGGUCAUCCAGCCCUUUCAGGGCGAUGUCACUGACCACAUUCACUCCCAGGAGGCUGCCAGCAUGUCACCGCCCUCAGACACAGCAGAGCCUUUAAGCAAGGUCUUCCAGAUCUAUCCAUCCCAGCUGAGCGUGGCUCGUAGCCUCCUCUCACAAGUCUGCUCCAUCGCCGACUCAGGGACCCAGAACCUUGACCUGGGUCGUUUUUGUAAGGUGGACUUUCUUAUCUUGGUCCCUCCCUCUCAUAUUCUGGUGCACCAGACGGCCCAGCGCAUCCGACAAUCAGGAGUGCUUGUGGACCUGGGCAACGAAGACGCUCCCACAGCCCACCAGAAAUCAGACAAGUACGUGGUGCGGCUGGACGCUGACGUCCACGCCAAGAUGGAGGCCUUCAUGAAGAAAGUCAAGCAGAACCCCUACACGCUGUUUGUCCUCAUUCACGACAACUCGCACGUCGACCUCACGAGUGCCCUGUCCGGCUCAGUGUGCCACGGCGAGCUGCAGGGUUUAGCCGACCGGGUGGUGAAUUGCCAAGAAGUCCUGGAGGCCAUGAACCUCCUGGUGCUGCAGGUCAGCUGCUUCCCGUACACCCUGCAGACCCGCCAGUCACGCAUCAGCAUCCACAAUGAAGUCCACUGGCCGUCCAACGAAAGUCUGCAGAGGGAGCAGUCUCCCACUGAGUUGGUCUACUUUGGCCUGAGGGACUACAGCAGGUCCCUGCAGUGGGGCGUGGCCAGUCCCAUCCUGCGCUGCGACGAUGCCUUCGAGGAGAUGGUUCACACGCUGCUGGAAAGACAUCCACAUCUGCACAGCAUGGUGAUCCGCAGCUAUCUGCUGAUUCAGCAGUACACGGAGGCCAUGAUGGCGUUGACCUCGUCCCCCUCCCUGAGGGACCACAUAACCCCGGAGACCCUGGCCAUGGUGGAGGACCUGAUCAAUGCUCCAAGCAGAGAGGGUUCUCAGGGCCGCGGCCACAUGCUGCUGGUCCGGGUCCCCUCGCUGCAGCUGGCCAUGUUGGCCCGGGAGAGACUGGAGGACGUGAGGGACAAGCUGGGACUCCAGCUGUGCUUCGCGGUGCUGCUGGGGAGUCCGGCCUCCGAGCUCAACCUGCACAGAAACUUCACCAGCCGCCUCCGGGCGUGGCGAGGCUAUGAGAGCGAAGACUGGGUCCCACACACCUACGAGGACCUGGAGGGGCUGCCCUGCAUCGUCAUCCUCACAGGGAAAGACCCUCUUGGAGAGACUUUCCCCAGGUCUCUGAAGUACAGCGACCUGCGUCUGAUCGACUCCAGUUACCUGACUCGUACGGCCCUGGAGCAGGAGGUGGGUCUGGCCUGCACCUAUGUGCCCAUGGGCGUCAUCCAGGAGCCCAAAAAGGUGAUGGCCCCGCGUGAAUCAGACGGAGAGAAGGCCACCACCAGCUUGAACGAUGGAGAUGAGCUGGAAAGACCUCGGAGCAACGAUAGCGCUGCAACCAGAACCUCUGGCUCUUUGUUAGAGAACGGUGUCAGCUCAUCGGACAACGCCGACUCUUCCCAGAAGCCCUCCACAUCCACCUCCCCACCCGAAGGCCCCGUCACCUCCGACAUGGGCACAGUGACGCAAGGGUUCAAGCAGGAGUGUGACUCUCAAGGAAGCCAGCUCCCCUCCAGCGCUUCCAAAGCCUCCAAGGCCCCUCCGUCCCUUUACACCAACUCCUCAUCUUCCUCUCCCUCCCCUUCCUCCUCCUCCACCCAGAGGCCCAGCCAGUCGGUGCAGUGCAGUCGAGAGUUCAAGCCUGCCAGAGUGUCGCCGCGGACCGUCAUCAUGUCGCGAGCUGCGUACAACCUGCUGGCGGGCGAGUCGAGGAGUCAGCUGAGCUCCUUCUCUCUGCUGCCUCAUGCGGAUGUGUCCUGGAGCAGUCCGCUGAGGCCCUUCAUCACUCACAACCUGCAGGGGGCGGAGCAGAGCAUGUACUACCGCCAGUGGACCACCGCCAGGCAGCAUCACGCCGAUUACGAAGCGCCACCUGUGCCACAUCCACGACGCCUGCUGCUCAGCGGACCCCCACAGGUGGGAAAAACUGGUGCCUACCUGCAGUUUCUGCGCAUCCUGUUUCGUAUGCUCAUCAGACUGUUGGAGGUCGAUGUGUACGAUGAAGAAGAAGAGGAGGAGGAGGAAGAAAACUCCGAGGUUACGACUCCGGUGAACACCCAGUGGCCCGACAUCGAGGAAGUUCGAAAGCUGCCGUUUGACCCCAACCCCCGAGACCCUAAGUUCAGGAAGGCCAGUCCUGUUUACCUGGACAAGAUGCCAAAGUGCUUUAAAGAUUUUAAGCAAGAAGGAGAAGGCCAAACUCCAGCCAAACGAGUGACCAAGUCAAUGCGGCUGAGCAGGUUUGCCGCCCACAACGCCUUUCAUCACUGUGAACAGUGCCACCAGUACUGUGAAGCAGGCCCCGCCUCACAGCUGUCAGAGUGCACCUUCCAUGCUUUCACCUUCUGCUCGUCCAUGCUGGGGGAGGAGGUCCAGCUCCAGUUUGUGAUUCCCAAAGCCAAGGAGCAGCACUUUGUGUUCAGUCUGCAGGGCUGCCACCUGGAGAGCAUGCGUCUGCCGCUGGUCUCCACCAAGGACCCAGAUCUUCUGAAGAGCCCGAUCUUCACCCCGACGACAGGACGCCAGGAGCACGGCCUGCUCAACAUUUUCCACGCCAUGGAGGGAGCCGCUCACCUGCACGUCCUGGUGGUCAAACAGUUUGAGAUGCCCCUCUACCGGAAGUACUGGCCCAACCACAUCCUGCUCGUCCUGCCUGCUAUGUUCAACAAUGCCGGCGUCGGCACCGCCCGCUUCAUGAUCAAAGAGCUUUCGUACCACAACCUGGAGCUGGAGAGGAACCGACUGGAGGAGCAAGGCGUCAAGAGGCAAGACGUGUGGCCGUUCAUCGCCAUGAUGGACGACUCCUGUGUGCUGUGGAACGCCCACCAGUCGGCCGACGGAAGUGAGAUCUCAGAUGGAAGCUCGACGCUCACCAACGUGUCUUUGAAAACGGUGCUGCAGCACAUGGAGAACACGCCGAAGAUCUCCCUCUACGCCAUGUGCGGCACGCGCACGUGGAACAGCAGCCUCGCUCACAGGUCUCCCAGCAGCGCCUUCAGCCGAUGCCACCUCCACAGCUUCGUCAUGCUGAACGUGGACCUGACGCAGAACGUUCAGUAUAACCUGAAUCGGUAUGACUGUGAGGACGUGGACUUCAACCUGAGGGUGAACAGCAGCGGGCUGCUGCUGUGCCGCUUCAACAACUUCUGUCUGAUGAAGAAACACAUUCCAGUCGGGGGAAACAAAGACUACCUGAUCAAACCUAAACUCUCGAAAAUAGAAAGCGCAUCUCAGAUCAGCCCAUCCCAGUACGUCUGCGCCCCAGACAGCGAGCAGACCCUCCUAGACGCCCCGGCCCAGUUCCUGCUGGAGAGGUUCCUGCAGAGCUGCAGUCACAGGCUGUUUCCAAAAGCCGCUCAGAACAGAAACAACCCAGUUCUGUCCAUCGACAGCUACCUCAACCUCAGCCCGGAGAUUUCUGUGUGCUACAUCAGCUCCCGUCCACACUCCACCAACCUCAACCAUCAGGGCCUGGUGUUCAGUGGCCUGCUGCUUUACCUCUGUGAUUCCUUCGUGGUCUCUGGACUCCUCAAGAAAUUCCGCUUCCUCAAAGGCGCCACCCUCUGCGUGAUCUGUCAGGACCGAAGCUCCCUGCGUCAGACCAUCGUCCGGCUGGAGCUGGAGGACGAGUGGCAGUUCCGCCUGCGUGACGAGUUCCAGACGGCCAACUGCAGCGAGGACCGGCCGCUCUACUUUCUGACCGGCCGCCACGUUUAGCUGCUCUGAUGCCGUCAGACAUCCGAACCGUCCGGCCCACCACAGUUCUUUCCAGGUCAACGGCAGGUCAAAGGGGGGCCGCGCUGGAGGACGCGGCGUGGCCCCUCAGGUCUGUCCACCACAGUGCACUACGCUGGCUCUGAGCAGGGUCGGGACUCGUCUUAAACUCUGAGUAGGACUUUGCUGGGAGGAUAAAGCUCAGCUGAAAUGGAACUUUGUUUGUUUUUUUUGGUUGUUAAAUGGACGCUCUCCUGAUCGACAAUGUGACGACCGGACGAUUGUAUGUUUUUGGAAGGGUUUCCAAAAAGGGAGGUCGCUCAAACGGGUUAAACUUUGCUUCCUGUUCACAGUUUGGCAUUAUGUUGGCACCAAAGACACCCUCAGCUGCACCUUCCCUUCGCUUUCCUCCACCCUUCUGCUCUCAGACUCCGUGAAGCUCGUCGGCUCUGGAACGUCGGCCCGUGUUGGAUUUCCACCAUCGAGCGGAUCGGAUUCUCCUCCCGUAGCGGCGGGAUUCGAACGAUAAGGGACGAUUCGAUCCAGCACAUUGAAACUCCUGUGCCUCUGAAAUACUUACGUGGCAUCGAUAAUCCUUUCUGACGCCGUGCGAGCGAAUUUAUCCAAAGACUCUCUUCAAAGUUGUGUCCUCUCAUGAAUGUAAGACUUUAAUGUUCUAUUGUGGCUUGAAUAUAAGCGAACGAAGCCGGCGUGUUAUUUAAAACGCCGACUUUCCACAGGGUUUUAAUUUCACAUCUCGUCCGUUCACGUGUAAUCAGACGGAGCGACGUCUAUCCUGGGAGAAGUGUUUUCAGGCGUUUGCCGGCCUAAAUGCGAGGUCGUAAUCAUGUAAAGUCAGGAAAUGCAACGUAAGAAGCCCUCACUGCCAAUGACCUUGUGCCUGGGACGCCGCCUCCUGCCGUCGUGUGCUCAGGCUUCACCGCCAAUCCCGGCCACACACCUUAAAGCUUGUUUUCCCGCCGGAAUAAAGGGGUAAUCCAAGGAAAAAAAAACUGUCAAAAGCAGCCAAACAGGUCAAUUCAUAUACUUGAAAGAAGAAUGUUUUUAUAUGUUUCUGCACAGGGUUGUCCAAAGAAUAUGCCUUAAGCAACGUUUCACACGGUCACUGCUCAAGUCUUUCAUUUUUCGGACCAAUGAGAACGAAGAAGAAAAACCAUUUAAACUGUGAGGUGAAGAAAGAAUUGGAUUUUGGACUACUGUACUGUUUAAAGCUUUGUUUACAUUAUUAAUAUAUUCUAUCAUCCCCUGAACCGCCGAAGGUUACUGAUGUUUUUUUGUUUUUUUUAGUCUUGUGUACCUUUGCCAGUAUCUGUUGGUCGUGUAUUUGUGCAUUUUACGUUGCAAAGGCAAGAAGAAUCUACCUAGAUGUAUCCCUAACCACAUGUCUGUAUCCCUUUCUGUUCUUGCGUUGGAUUUUUAUUGAAAAUGAAAAUCAGGUCCGUGAGGGAUUCUUAUUUAUUUGACGAGCAUUUUGGACUGAUAAUCAUAUUGAGGUGUAAUAUCCGAUUGCAUGCUGAAAGCUUGCUCGAGCCGAGCGAGCGUGUCCUCCUCGAAAGCAUCCAUGAAGGCUUUGCACAAGACGAGUGAUUCUGCUGAAUGUCGUUGGGGGGGUAGGAGAUGUGAACUUACCCUCGUACACGUUGCCAGCUGAAGAAGAAGCGUCUCCACACGAGCAGAACGCUUGAAUGAAGUUCCCCCACAGACCUCCGAGUGAGUCCAAACACGUGAAUGUUGAUGAAGAUGUUUCAGUCGAACUCCAGUGAUCCUAGAAUGUGUCUUUCUUGGUUUUUUUUUGAUAAUUUAAUACUUAAUAUGCAACUUGCUCUCACAAUCUUCACUGAAAUGUGUUUGAGGACCAGCCCGGCGGCGCCUGGUCCAUCUAUCUCAUGUUUACCAUUGUGGUUGCAGGCUGUGAAUAAUAUAAUAACGUUAAAGCCAUGCUGUUGUUGUUGACGGAUUAUGAAUGUAAUAAAAUGACUUUAAAUUCA
This is a messenger RNA of Stegastes partitus (bicolor damselfish), 8070 nucleotides long. RefSeq names its product GREB1 like retinoic acid receptor coactivator (gene greb1l). The record is from RefSeq and is a predicted model, not a curated record. Bases 209 to 6064 code for a protein of 1951 amino acids. Gene Ontology annotation, biological process: kidney development; multicellular organism development. The transcript has 34 exons. NCBI's taxonomy places the organism in Eukaryota, Metazoa, Chordata, Actinopteri, Pomacentridae.